Agrilus planipennis (emerald ash borer) is the source of this 1243-nucleotide messenger RNA. RefSeq lists its product as uncharacterized. The transcript has 3 exons. The coding region runs from base 321 to 797 and encodes 158 amino acids. Lineage: Eukaryota; Metazoa; Arthropoda; Insecta; Coleoptera; Buprestidae. The record is from RefSeq and is a predicted model, not a curated record.
UCAAGAAAUUUAUUUUCAGAAUAAUAAUGUAUCACUACAAUUACGGUUUGGUAAAGUUGGCUCUGAGUUAAUAAAGUUUUACGAUGCUACAGUGGUUUCAUUUGUUUUUAAGAAAGAACAGAUCUUCCUUAAAAAUGGGACUCUCGUAUGGCGAUCCUGCAGGAAAAAAACUCCAGUGUCUAAAAAUAGUUGCGAUCCAACAGAUGUCAUCCACAUGCGUUUAUUUUGUCUUUCCGCGGGUUACGAAUCAAGUGUGUGAACAUCGAAGAAAAACUGCCGUUAAGGAUUAAAAAUAAACAGGAGAGACUAUCUCUCACGAAAUGUUCGCGUAUCAUAAAAAAAGAACAAUAAGCAAAUCUCUGGAGAGCUUUGGGACAAGUGAAUUUUUAGGGCUGACUCCCUCUGGCACGAGGAAGGAGGGCGUUUGCGGUGUAGGCAGGAUGAUAUCACCAAUGUACACCGAAUUAAUAUACAUUGUCGCACCUCAUGGUGCAGCGAAAGGGAUUAUUUUAUGGGGUCUUUCGAACAACCACAAUCAAUUGCUGAAUAAUAUGCGAAAUCUGCUAUGCACGGUUUUCCCACGAUUGCGACGAACAAGUGCACAGCUAAUCAAAUUAUUUAUCAUUGAUCCGAUUAACCCAAUAAAAAAGUGCAAAGCUUUCGUACACAUACACAUAGAUCAGAUAACCGGAGCAGCUAUUAUUGUGUAUUUCCUGCAGCUUUCAAACUGUGAGCGGAUGGCAUCCAAACAGAACAGCAGCUGCAAGAACCCCCGACAAAUGGUUCAGGUAAAUUAAGAUUCAGGUAAGAAUUCUUAGUCCGUUGCCCCCCUUAUUCUUUGAUACGCGUUGUUACUGAAAUUAUAGGAUUUGAAAAGCCGCCGAAAACAGAAAGACGCACGUUCGAAGGGAUUUCUGAAUCUGUUCGACCCCCGCAUAAAUUUCUAACUUUGUUUUGUACCUUGUAACUACAUAACAUUUAAUAAAAUGAAUAUUUCAUCACCAAGACUGAUUUUGAAACCUUACCUUACAAAUCCCCGCAUAAUAUUUGCAAAUAAUUAUUUAUUGUAUAAUGUUAUUAAUAAUUGUGCAGGAUUAAAGAACGACUUCCUCAUAUUCGUAGUACUUUUACUAAACGAUUCAAGUGUCCUUUUUAAUUUUCAGUUUUUUCAAUCAUCAGCAGGAUGUAACUCAUUACUUAAAUAACUCGUUGAAUUUCGUACGGUCACUUUUCGAAGAGCAGA